This is a messenger RNA of Komagataella phaffii GS115, 1806 nucleotides long. RefSeq names its product Nucleolar protein, component of the small subunit (SSU) processome containing the U3 snoRNA. The transcript has a single exon. Gene Ontology annotation, biological process: maturation of SSU-rRNA from tricistronic rRNA transcript (SSU-rRNA, 5.8S rRNA, LSU-rRNA). NCBI's taxonomy places the organism in Eukaryota, Fungi, Ascomycota, Pichiomycetes, Pichiales, Pichiaceae. The record is from RefSeq and is a predicted model, not a curated record. The coding region runs from base 1 to 1806 and encodes 601 amino acids. Gene Ontology annotation, molecular function: protein binding. Gene Ontology annotation, cellular component: nucleolus.
AUGUCAAGUUGUUUCGACAGUGAUGGAGAGCUUUUUGCCCUUGUGUCGAAAGAUCUGGACCGUUGUAAACUACGUGUAUCCUCCAUUGAAUUUUUGGCAACAAAAACCAUUAUUUCACAGUUAUACGAACUAGAGAAGGGAGAAGAGAUUCUUAGUACAGCUUUUGCUUCCAGUGAUAUUUUUGCCACAGGUAAAAGAUCAAAGUCACAUCAACAAAGUCUCGAGACAAAAACCGUUGCUAUCGGUUUGAACACAGGGAAGGUCUUAUUAUAUUCACCGGCUAACAAUGACCUUAUUGCUACAUUGGAAUCACCUUCAGGUGUUGGAAUUACGGAUUUCCACUUCUGUGAACAAAACUUUCGUGGCUAUGCUGUUGAUCUAAACGGUAAAAUACAUGAGUUCGAUCUAAAGAGUCACAACUUGUUGAGAUCGUUUACCCUGGAAGACACUGGUAUCAGAAAGGUUAGCAGUUUGGUGUACGAGGGUUCCCUACAUCUCGUGCUGAGCUCUAAUUCGAUAUAUAUCUACGAUUUGAAGACUAGCUCCAUAGCUCUCAGCUUUCCAGGACACGUAGCCACCAUUUCCAACAUAGUCAUCAAAGAUUCUACCAUUUUCUCCGGUGCAGAAGGUGAUCGUUUCGUCAAUUGUUACUCCCUCACCACCAAGAAGAUUCUAAAGGUUGUUGUCUUUCAAUCCCCAGUGGUAACGUUCAGAUAUGGUGAAUCUCAAGGCCAUGGUGUUCUUAUUGGUGUCACAGAAGAUGGAAACAUUGAACUAUUCAACGAUCCUCUUGCUACCAACACCAUGCAAAAAUCUUCCAAGAGAAGAAGACAGGUAGAAUCGAUAAAUACCGGAGUUAUCAUCGACAUCAACCGUCCUGAGGACAGAAAUGCCGCAAAUGAAAACAUGAAGUUCAUUGAUUUGUUUAUUAAAGGUUCCAGCAUAAUUGUGUCGUGGAUGGAGGGCUUGGUACCUGUUUUUGACACCUUAAGCUGGGUAAAGACGGUAGAUGAUUUUGCAACGUUGCAAAUAAUUACAGAUACGCAUUUGGUGAAGGACCGAGUGGCAUCUCAUAAAGACCAGGGACUUGAAUUACAUGAUUCAGCUGCACCAAAAUUGUAUACCGAAAAGAAUGCCGUGGUAACAAUGGGAGACAACUUUAAAGAUUUGGAGGUAGAUCAAGAGGAUUUAGAGACAUUCGGUGAUCAGCUAAAACAAGCUCCUAUCAAGGCUGCACGAAAAAAGAAGCUAACUACAGAUUCUCUGGCAACUGUUUUGACACAAGCUUUAAAGAGUAACGAUCAUUCUCUGCUGGAGUCUGUUCUUAAUAAUAGGGACGAGAACGUCAUCAAGAAGACCAUAUCCAGAUUAGAUUCUAUAUAUGUUGUGAACUUCCUGGACAGAUUGAGUGAAAGGAUUCUCAGGAACGCCAACAAACAGACAGCGUUAAUUGUAUGGAUCAAAUGGGUGAUGAUCAUUCAUGGCAACUACCUAAUGCAGCAGCCUAAUCUUUUCUCAAGCUUAUCGACCUUGUACGUGAUUCUCUCCAACAGAUCGAAAACGUUACCCAAAUUAUUGCAACUGCAAGGGCGUGUGAAUAUGGUAUUGAACACAAUAGAUAUGAGAAAAAGCAUUCUUCAGGAUAAAGAAACAGGCGAAUCUGACGACGAUUCGGAUUUAGACGAAGAUGUCGUCGAAUAUGUCGAAGAGGUUGAAGAUGGUAUUCUUGUUGAGGCAAGUGAAUCUGAAGACGAGGAAAUGGUCGCAGAGAAUGGCUAUUCAGAAAGUGACGACGACGACUUCUAA